Messenger RNA from Adineta ricciae, 354 nucleotides. NCBI's taxonomy places the organism in Eukaryota, Metazoa, Rotifera, Eurotatoria, Adinetida, Adinetidae. The record is from the annotation of a GenBank genome assembly.
AUGAAAAGUGACAAAACAACUAUGAUUGGUGUUGAUCCAGCGAUCGAAUCAUUUUCAUCUCGUCGAGUGAUUAUAUCGAUUAGAAUCCCAUACCUCGAACAUGAUUUCUUUGCUACAUGGUGUGGACCAUGUUUACGUAUUGCACCAAAGAUUGAAGAUUGGAGUUCAGGUGAUUAUAAAGAUAACGUAGUUUUCCUCAAGUGCGAUGUUGACCAGGCCGAAGCUGUUUCUCAAGAAUUUAAUGUUGAAGCCAUGCCAACAUUCGUCUUCUUCAAAGACGGCAAAGAAGUUCACCGAGUCGUUGGUGCCAAUGUCGAUCAAUUGAAAGCCGAUAUUGAUAAACAUCGUCAAUAA